Messenger RNA from Girardinichthys multiradiatus, 1849 nucleotides. It is a transcript of the gene utp23, whose product is annotated as UTP23 small subunit processome component. Gene Ontology annotation, cellular component: nucleolus; small-subunit processome. Gene Ontology annotation, molecular function: small ribosomal subunit rRNA binding. The record is from RefSeq and is a predicted model, not a curated record. The coding region runs from base 231 to 989 and encodes 252 amino acids. The transcript has 3 exons. Lineage: Eukaryota; Metazoa; Chordata; Actinopteri; Cyprinodontiformes; Goodeidae.
GUAAAUUCCUAGUUUCUAUUCGGACUCCUAAACGUUUUGCACUAAAAGCGUGUUGUGUUCUCCACAAGUGUCCAUGCUGUUUAAUGGUUGUAAAAUACGUGCGGCCACCAUUAAAAUAACUGAGGGCAUUUAUUUUUGCUCUCUUUAAGUGUAGCGCGUCUCCAGCGGGUUGUUGUCGGGGAGGAUAAUAACAGAACAGAACCGGGUCUGGGUUUGAUUAACGAACCAAGAUGAAGAUCAAACGACAAAAACAAGCAAAGAAGACGAUCAGCUUCUAUAAAUACAACUUCAGCUUCAGGGAGCCUUUUCAGAUCCUCAUUGACGGAACUUUCUGCCAGGCGGCGCUGAAGAACAAAAUCCAGAUCAAGGAGCAGAUGCCCAAGUAUCUGAUGGGAGAAGUCCAGCUCUGCACUACAAACUGUGCUUUGAAGGAGCUUGAGAUUAUUGGGAAACAGCUUUAUGGAGCUAAAAUCAUCCUGCAGAGGUUUCAGGUCCGGAAAUGUGCACAUCUCAAAAACCCAGUUCCAGCCUCUGAGUGCCUGCUGUCAAUGCUUGAGGAGACUAAUCCACACCACUACUUUGUUGCUACUCAGGACCAUGCAGUAACUGCUGGACUUAAAAAGAUCCCAGGCGUUCCUCUGCUCUACAUCAUUCUCAAUACCAUCGUGCUCGACAAGCCCAGUCAGACGUCCCUCAACCACGUCCAAGCCGUUCAGCUGGGGGAGCUGGUGACCCCUGCCCAGCAGCAGAGCAUCCGCAGCCUAAAGGAGGAGCAGGGCAUCAAAGACGGGGAGAGGCGGGGGAAAAAAAGGAAGAGGAAACAGAGCAAUCCAAACCCUCUGAGCUGCCUCAAGAAGAAAAAGAAAGGCGUGCCGACAUCAUCGCUGAAGAAGACGGAACCAGGAGAGAAGAGGAAAAGAAGUCGACACAAGAGAAGAAAAGCGGCAGGAGGAGACGACACGGCUGCUCCUGCAGUUUCAAAUACGUAGUGAAACAAGACAAAGAGUUUUUGUUUCCUGAACAUGAAGUACUGAGCAAUAGUUUUACCUGUCCCUCAACAUGAAAUUCCAAUACUCUUCCUGAAUAUUCCGAUGACAGUAUCAAUUUCCAUUAACCCAGGGUUACCUGACUCUGCCUUUUCCUUCAUCACAAUAUCCCCACCUCUUUGUGAGCCUAAGCAUCUUCGCCACUAAAAUAUAUAUCAAGUGUGGGCAUUGAGUGCAGUGGAGGUUCACAAAACAGGCCAAAUAUGGUAUUGGCAUAUAGAAUUUACAUGAAUGGGAGCCUCCAAAUCAUGCUCAAUCACCCAGUCCUUAGCUAUCAAAAUACUGCCCAUGCUGAUAUUUCAAUGUAUUGUGCUGCUCUAGAUUCCUUAAAUGCCAGAAUGAUUCAUAUGUUAGAGUUAAAGGGUUCCUAUGCUUUUCUCAUGUCCAUAUUCCACACUUCUCCAGUCCUUUUAAAGCAAAUUUUUACAGUAUAAAUACAAAAAAGAUCUCUGUUUAUGGUUCAUAUUUUUACUGGGAUCGCUUAAAGUUGCAGACAUGGAUAGUUGGUUGAAUUAUCAACGCGUAGAAGGAUAAGACGAUGGGUAGAUUGUUGGUUAGGAUGAUGGACAAAUGAAUAAAUGGAUGGAUGAACAGGUGGAUGGAAUGAGACUGAGAUGAAUGGAUGGUUGGUUGGAUGAUGGCCCGAUAAAUUAAUGGAUGGAAGAUGGAAUAGUUUAUGACAGACAAAUGGAUGGCUGGAUAUAGAUAUUAAAUAUUUUUCCUCAAUAUUUUCUGGUGUAAAACCAUUCACUUUUUAUUUAUUUUUUCCAGUCAGAAGAUAAAUCAGAAUGAGCUAUUUCUCA